GCUCCGCCCUCUCUCCCGGGGCGGGGCGGCGCCUGCGCGGGAGGGGGCGCCGGGCGGUGAAGUUGCUCAAAGCGCCGGUGAUAAAAAAAAUAAUAAUAUGAACAGAAAAACUUCUGCAUAUGUGAGCAAUAAAGCAGAAAUACAAGUUUAUUCCUGCCAGAAUAUGUGCUGCUAAAAGUGUAUGUAUAGAUACUGUCAUUUCAAUUUUCAGAAGAAAAUGCUGUCUUUUUAACUGCAGAAGAACGAGGCUUUGUCUUCCUGUAAUUCUGAACUGAAAGUUGUCAUCAACAAGAAAACUAAAACCUUUUAAAGAUAGGCGUUAGUAGUAGAAUGCUGAAACAAUCUUCUGGAUUAGCUUCAUUGGCUUUCCUGCUUCUUUUGCAUCCCAAAGCAUAAGCUUAAAUCGUCUCAGAAGGACAAGGUCCGCCAAUUUAUGGCAUUUACCCAGGCUGGUGAAAGGACUGCUAUAUACUGCUUAAUGCAGAAUGAGUGGAAACUAGAAGUGGCAACAGACAACUACUUCCAGAACCCAGACUUGUACUACAAAGAAUCCAUGAAAAAUUCAGUAGACAGGAAGAAAUUAGAACAGUUGUAUAAUCGAUACAAAGACCCACAAGAUGAAAAUAAAAUUGGCAUUGAUGGAAUUCAACAGUUCUGUGAUGAUUUAAGCCUGGACCCAGCCAGUAUCAGUGUUCUGGUUGUAGCAUGGAAGUUCAGGGCAGCUACUCAAUGUGAAUUCAGUAAAAAGGAAUUUGUUGAUGGCAUGACAGAGUUGGGGUGUGACACAACGGAAAAACUAAAAGCUCUAUUGCCGAGACUGGAACAAGAGCUAAAGGAUCCAACAAAGUUCAAAGAUUUUUAUCAGUUUACUUUUAACUUUGCUAAAAACCCUGGACAAAAAGGUCUAGAUCUAGAAAUGGCAAUUGCAUAUUGGAAUUUAGUCUUGUCAGGAAGGUUUAAAUUUCUAGAUCUUUGGAAUAAAUUUUUGUUGGAACAUCAUAAAAGAUCGAUUCCAAAAGAUACUUGGAAUCUUUUGUUAGACUUUGGAAAUAUGAUUGCAGAUGAUAUGUCCAACUAUGAUGAAGAAGGAGCGUGGCCUGUUCUUAUAGAUGAUUUUGUGGAAUAUGCACGACCAGUAGUCACAGGAGGAAAACGUAAAACUUCCUAACCUCAGACUUGUCAAUGUGGACUAAACACGUGCUCUGACAUCAAGGAAGAAGUGUUGACUGAUAACUGCGCACAUACAUGGUUUCAGUGGUCGUAAUGAGAUGUUACGGACAAAACUGAAAUUCUUCCUUUCUGGCUAAAGAAAAUGAUUGGUUGCUUCUGGACACUUUAAGAACAAACUCAGAAGAUAGUCCAGGCUGUUUGUAGGCUGUUGGCUUCAAUUAUUGUACUGGUUGUAUCAUAUAGGAUGUAGAUUUUUGCAUGAUUUUAUACUUUGGAGAAGUUUAACUACAGGCCAUUUUAUUAAAGUUUUGACAGCACGGCAUGCCAUUCAGUUCCUGAUCCAGAGUGAACACCAGCAGCUACAUAAAUAAAACUGUAUUAUAUUGUACUUAUAUUAAAAGCAGUAUUUGUGAUAUAUAAAUUAAAUCCCUAAAUAAAACUUAUGCAGUAUGUUGUAUUUUUAUAAAAGUUAGGUCCAUGGAUCUGUCCUAAUAUGAAUUGUAACAAAACAAAAAAACAUGCUUUUUUUACUUGUUGCCAAAAUUUUUCAAUUUCUAUUUUUAAGUCCUAGAUGUAUAGAUUGGUUACAUCCAGCCUUUUGUUUUCUCCCAGUAACAUUAACUUCUUCAUUGGUCUAUUCUCGAAGCGCUUGGACAUGUAACAGUAGCAUUGCUGAGGAAGGACUGCUGUCCUGUGCUGUGUUGCAACUCUAGCUUUUCUAUUAACCAUUUUAAAGUACACAUUAAACAACCAAAGAUGCUUUUACAGUUUCAUGUUUGACUAUCGUAAUUCAGUUAAUCUUCAGUUAUGUGGGUUUUUUUACUUUAAAUAAAGAACUGGUAGAAUAUAACUUUUAAUUUUAUUUGUAGCCUGAAACAUAUCAUAAAUUCUAGCUAAAUACAGCAUAGUUAUUAAUGCAAUUCCUGUCAUGUGUCACAGAAAAUAAAUGUGAAUAAGGCCAAAGCCUUAACUGAUUGGCUUCCAUUUUUGAGAAAUAGUUGGAGGUAAGGAGACUUUCCGUUAAUGGUGAGAAGCAUUCACGCCUGUGGAUGUAUUGUGUAUUCAGUAAUGUUCAUUUAAGGGGAAAACAAAAGACUGAAUUAGUGCAGUGUAAUUGAUCUCAAGGCUAGUGGAAUUGAACCAGUUUUCACUAAAUCUGAAUUUCUGUAGUCAUUUGAUUCUCUCCUUUCACCAGGUAUCGAUUAUAAAGUGUACAGAGGUCAGUCUCCUCUUUCUCAACUGUGUCUUCCAGUGCCUAAGCACGAAGAAGUUUUACUAGAAACUAUUCAAUGCAUCUUCACAUAGGGCUCUUAAAUGCUACCUCAUCAAAAUGAGUUUGUCAUAGCCACUGUAAAAGUUUGUUAAAACAAAGAGUUACUAAAGAGUAUGUACAGCUAUGAUUAAUAUAUUAAUAUAUUUUCUGUAAUCAGAGCUGAAUAGAUGCCACCAUUUUGGAGAAAAUAGCGCAUUAAGUUACAUUAUUUAUAUCUGGAUCACAUCAAAUCAUAGAAGUAUUGCAUGACAGCAUACUAUUCUAUUUUGUAGUUUUGAGAGUAUAAAAGCUUAGAAUAUUCUCUUAAACUCUAAUAUUUAGAGUUUUGUAUAAGCGGUCAGCUUUUAUUUAUGUCAGAGCAGCCUACAAGAACAAAUGUAUGAGCUGUGUACAGAAAGAUUACCUUCAUUCUACUGCUUGAGAGAAUUUCAGUUGUGCAUGAUGUUUAAAAAGCAGGCUUAGGACAGAUUUGAAAAAGACAGCAAUUUUUCUGUUAAUAGGUAUAUAGCCGGCAAGUUACAAAUGCCCCACGAGUGAUUUGUGGUAUAUUAUUAGUCUUUUUCCCCCACAAUCAGCGUUUGUAAGUGUUAGCUCUUGCAUGGCAGCCAGUAGAGGUCAGUGUCUCCGUCUGCAGUUGCCUCUGUUGGGUAGCAUUAGGGAGUAAUUUUAAGCCAAAUUAUUAUUUUCUGGCUACAUCUUUUUAGAAGGGCGUUUGCGUACAUAAAUCCAGGUAUUCUACAUAAGACAACAGAGAUUUAAAAACAGUAUUGUGCUCUUUUUAUUUGAUUUACUUACUCUUCCUCCCCAAAACAAGCCGUUUCUGUAUCUGUCCUAUAGGCUUUGCAGAAUGUGUAACAUCUCAUAAUGUCAAAUGUGUUUAUCGAGCCAAAAGUAAUGGAAUGCUUGUUAUUCACACAAUUGCCACUUAAAAUACAUUGAUAUAAUACUAUUGAUCACAAGUAGUUUAAUCCAUUGGUAUAUGAUGUAACAGAAUAGUUUCAGAGUGCCAGAGUUUGUGAAACAUUUGUUCAUGCUGAGAAUUCCUUCAAAUCAACCUGAUGAACCUCUUACCCUUUAAAAUAAAUAUGACAUAAAAAAUGCAUGUUGGUUGAGGUUUUUUGCCUUCUUGAUUUGAGGAAGAAGGAAGGUGCUUGGCACAGUGUUCAGUUCCUAUAUAUAUAUAUAUAUACACACACACUUAUUCACUUACUCUUAAGACAUUCCUGUGAGGAUCCUUCAUGGAAGAAACCUUCCAAUGGAGGAAGACUGGGCAAAACACUCUCAUGAUAGCAGUUGCCCCUUAUCAGCCAGCUUCGUAGGGGUAGUGUGCGUUUUCUUUGUUCUUCCUGGUCUUCUAAACAUUUGAAGCCACGUAUGCAUUUUAAAUUCCCAUAAGCAAUAGCAUGGAGUAGCACCUUCACACACACAUGAUCAUAAAAAUAAAUGCAAAUAAACUGCUUUAAAAUGAUGGCGUCCUUAUAUAUUUUAUUAAUCUGCUACUGUCCACUGUUCCACUUUACUGGGCUCUCUGACUCGCUUUUUUAGGUAAGCUGGUACAGUGGUAACACUGAGGCAGAUCAAUUUAUAAUCAUAAAUGGUACAGAUGUCUUCAAGUUAUUCAGUGCAUACAGUAUCAGUUCCUAGAUAUGCUGUAUGUAUUUUUAAACUUGGUGCCAAGUUGUUUGGUUUUACAUCCUUGAGUAUUUGAAACUGAGCCAUAGGAUUUGUACUUGCCAGUUCUAAAUUUAAAUCUAAUUUAUUAUCUUUGUCAUGCCAAGGAGAGCAAACCUGCAGGCACCUGCUCACUCGACGCACCUGAGAGAUUUGCUGCUGAGUAAGCUGUAUGUGUGUAACUUUUGUGGCAAUGGAAAAAGGAAUAAGUGUACUGUCAACAUAAAGGCUUGAAGUUGGUCAUGUGAGAUGUCUGUAUGGUUUUCAUCAGUUUUCUUCUUUGGAAGCCUUGUAAAAUCUGGUGGAUUUGUUGUUUUCUGGUCACUUUAUUAGAUUCUUGCAGUAUUAUUCCAUCAGUAAGAAGAGAAUGAGGUUGUAACUCAUGAAUUUUUAGCAGUUAUAAUAAAUGUUUAUUUUAUUCAUCUGUGCCACCUUUAGGUUUUUAAGAAGCUUCUUGUAUUUAGUUGCAGUGCUGCAUCCACCGCAUAUACUUGUUAGUAGCCAAACUCCCUGCAAUUUGCGUCAUUAGUUUGUACUGGCAAUGAGAGGUGUAAUUGCGAGGAGAGACUUGGCUCAGUCCUAGGCUCUGAGCUCUGUAGAAGCACCAUGCUCAGAAGUCUUAGAAAAGACCUUCAGAAGUAUGUAUUCAACUGUCCUUAAUUCUCUUCUGAAAGGUUAAACUGAAGUAAAUAGGUCUGCUCUGUACUCACCCAGCUGGCAGCCCUCUGUGAUACUACACUCAGCCCGGCUGGUGGUUGAAGUGGUUCCCAUCCCUAGCAAACACAAGAGCACCUGGGUACCCUCGUGCAUGAGUAGGAACAGCUGUGGAACUAUUUGUCCCUGUCCUGUAAGAAGAUUAUUUCACCAGCCACUGGUUCCGUCUUCCUUCUCUUGGAGCGGUGAAACUGCUCAUGCUGAUACUUGAACUGUGGCAAGCUCUUUACAUUCCAAGUGUCAGCACCAGCACCUUCCCUCAGCUGAUGCCAACGAGCACCUGGCACACCGAAAGGCACAAACCUUCUGAGAGGGAAAAGUGUAAAAUUUUGCAACCAUGAGAAAUUUCAAAGAAAUAUUCAACGAAACAUGUUUUCUGACCUUUGUAUUAUACACAGCGUGCUGGGAAGAAUGAGAUGAGGAUGACUCAUCUCUAAAAUGGGCUUUUUUGGUUAUAAACCAAGAGUUAUAAACUGUUGACAGAGGGAUCAGCAUAUGCACCUACCUCUACAACCACAUACAGGCAAUUCUGUAUUUCAGACAAGUGGGUACGAUCUUCACCUCUUGAAGAGAAAGGCCUGUGGAAGCUUAAGGACAUUCAAAUUUUGAUUGAGUAGAAUUACGAGGAUACUUCCUCCUGUUGGUGCAUAUACUUGACAAAUUCUGAUGUAUUUCCCAUGCCUCUUUUAAACACAGUGAAACACUCUAUUUGUUGUUAGGCAAACUCCUUUAGGCUUCAUGUCAUGACAAAGGCUUUCUGUCAAGGGGAUAAAGAAGAAAGAAGUCCAUGCUAUUGUGUCACAGGAAUAUUUCUCCUUUAAGACAGUGGUGUAAAUGAAAAUUAUUCAUCCCUACUAUUAAAGAUCUGAGUAAAACCAGUUGAUUUUUCUCCUGGACCUCAAUGAAUGUGUUCUGUAAUUAGUAUUGUUCCUACAGGAAUGAUCCUGUUGCCAAAGUGAAACCCUUCAUUUCAGCAUUUGUAAAGAUGGAGCUCUGGAGUCUAGUGCACAUGUGACAUCAAUCCUACUUUUCCAGGACAUGGCUCUGCAUCCUUUGGAUGAGUGAAUUUGGAAUCAAGAGCGUUUCUCUGCUGAGUGUCUUUGAAUGGUGAAGUACUUGGGGUGUAGUCUUACACUUUAACCUUAAAAUGCUGACAGGCUUGUCAUGACAGAGCAAUCUCAGCCCAUGCUCCAUUUGCCGGUUCUCAUAUUCAUAAAAGACAACACUGCCCGUGAAGCCCAAGAGUCCUUUUCUGGGUGGUGAAGGUCAGUGCUUCACAUCCCUUCAGAUGGAGGAAGCAGGUGGGGCUUCUGAAAGGAUGCUGAAGGUGUGCUUUCAUGUUCUCACAUAGGGUUUCAAAUGCAAUUGAUCUGAAACAGCAUGUUGCUGCCAACAUGACAAAGUCUUUUCUCUGUCCUGCCUUUCCAUUCCCUUUUUUCUGGUUUCUCCCCAUCUGAAAGCAGUUGUAUGUACACUGAUGAGAGGACACCAAAGCUCCAUUUUUAUAUGUGUUA
Cuculus canorus (common cuckoo) is the source of this 6342-nucleotide messenger RNA. It is a transcript of the gene DCUN1D2, whose product is annotated as defective in cullin neddylation 1 domain containing 2. Bases 434 to 1168 code for a protein of 244 amino acids. The record is from RefSeq and is a predicted model, not a curated record. Gene Ontology annotation, biological process: protein neddylation; positive regulation of ubiquitin-protein transferase activity. The transcript is spliced from 7 exons. Gene Ontology annotation, cellular component: ubiquitin ligase complex. Gene Ontology annotation, molecular function: ubiquitin conjugating enzyme binding; cullin family protein binding; ubiquitin-like protein binding. NCBI's taxonomy places the organism in Eukaryota, Metazoa, Chordata, Aves, Cuculiformes, Cuculidae.